AUGUCUUACUAUUAUCAACCGCAAAACUCAAGCGACGCUGACUUGAGCUUAUUGUGGAACUUAUUGCGUCAAGAGCAAUUCAACAACUACAACCACCCACGCCAACACCAACAACACCAACAACAAUACUACCAAUACCCUGUCUACUUCCCCCAACAGCAAAGACAGCCUUCGCCAAGACCAAGAGUGGUUAAAAAGUUGGAAACCGAAGACGAGUUUCAAAUUCAAAUCCACAAGCCUUUCGGCAACUUCAACAACUACGAAGUGCAAGUCAUCAAACAAAAACCACCAUUGAUCAAGCUUGUAAUUGUCGCACCAAAGGAUAACUUUAGGAGCGAAAAUACCUUUAACUUGAACUAUAUCGAUGUCGACAACAUCAAUUGGACAUGGUACAAGCAAGAAAACAUCUUGUGCUUGAACGUGCCCAAGAAGUUGCACUACAUCCACUCCAACGUGGAAGACAUCUGGAACUACUUGUUCGGCGAUGGACAACACCAUGGCGCUAGCUUUUUGGAGCCAGAAGAACGCGAAUUGCAGUUUAAUAAACAGGGGCAUGAAAUAGUGGCACCAGAGGCUGAAGAUGGUGAAGAUAAUGAGGAUAGCUUGGAGCAGCAUGAGAAGUUGUUGCAACAAGCUGCCGAUGCUUUGAAGACAAAGGAGCAGAAGCAACUCAAGUUUGCCAGUGGCUCGUCAUCUGGCCGAGACUCGGAACAGAAGAAAGCCAAGGCAAAGGCAGAAGCAGAGGCAGAAAGACAAAGAAAGCAAGAAGCUGCCGAAGCACAGCAAAAGGAAAUUGAAGAGAAAGCAGCUAGACAGGCAGCCGAAGUAGCACGCAAGAAACAGGAGAAAGAAGCAGCCAGACAAGCAGCUAUCCAGAAAAAGAGACAAGCCUUGGCCCAACAACAACAAGAAUACCAAGACAAGAUCAAGCAAGCUCAACAGGAAUUGGAGAACUUGGUGCGUCAACAACAGGAAUUAGAGAGGGAAGAUAAACCCGAGCCCGAGUUGGAACAAGUUGAACAGAAGCAAGACCAAAUCAAGACCCAGAUCCAUAAUGACGCUACAGCGUAUUUCAAAGACGAAGAUCAAAGCAACGCCUUGCUGAGACAACAACAACAGGACUUCAUCAACCAAUUCUUUGGCUUUAAUUUGGGACCCGUGGUGCCUCAAAUAGACCAACUCCAAAACUUCAAAUCCAAAUCAACAAAGCCAGAAAAGCCAGAAAAGCCAACAUCACUUUCAUCAUCUCAUCAGGCUGCGUCCACUACGCCUACCCUCGACAGUUCAAACACUACUCCAGCUACGACGCCCGCGAACACACCCGCGAAUACACCAGCUAGUAAAGCCAAUGGUGCAUUGAAUAAAGGCAGCAAGAACGAAGCCCCCUUGCAGCGUCGUCGCCACUCGCCCAAGAUGGAGGAUGUCGAGGACGAAGAGUCGAUCUUGUGGAAAAAGAGAUUUGACCAUUGA
Molecule: messenger RNA, 1470 nt
Organism: Lodderomyces beijingensis
Lineage: Eukaryota; Fungi; Ascomycota; Pichiomycetes; Serinales; Debaryomycetaceae
Source: the annotation of a GenBank genome assembly